Boeremia exigua is the source of this 777-nucleotide messenger RNA. RefSeq lists its product as uncharacterized. Gene Ontology annotation, molecular function: acyltransferase activity, transferring groups other than amino-acyl groups. Lineage: Eukaryota; Fungi; Ascomycota; Dothideomycetes; Pleosporales; Didymellaceae. Bases 1 to 777 code for a protein of 258 amino acids. The record is from RefSeq and is a predicted model, not a curated record. The transcript is spliced from 2 exons.
AUGAGCGAUCGUUACCUCGUCCGCGAGGUUGAAACCAAGCAAGAGUUGGACGAGGUACUUGACGUGAUCUGGGCGGCAAACCACACACCGUACGAACCCUUCCUACAACUAUUCUUUCCGGUCCUUGGUUUCACGUCUGCCCAUCGCAAGGCUGCACAUAUCGAGUCGAAAGAGCGGUUCUGGAAACAACACACAUCAGAAUCAUCAAGUCACUGGCUCUAUGCUCUCGACACUGUGACGGGAAAGGCUGUAGGCUGCGCGCAAUGGGUAAUAUCAACAACAAAUCCCUUUGCAAAAGGUGUACCCACGCUCGAAGCACCUUGGUGGCCUGAGGGUGAAUGUCGAAAAUUCUGCGAGUCGAUCUUGAAUCAAGUCUACAAGCCGCGGGCAAACUGGAUGACGCGGCCUCAUUGUGCACUAAAUUGGAUGGCGGUCCAUCCCGCACAUCGGCUUUGCGGUAUCGGCUCGCUCCUCAUGAAUGCGGGUUUAACCAAAGCAGACGAUCUCGAUCUCGAGUGUUGGUUGGAAGGAUCUAGUAUGGGGAAGCCGUUGUACGAAAAAUUCGGGUUCCAGUCCCUGCUCAAGGUAGCCUUCGACACCGACGUGCAAGGUUCCAGCGAUGAAUGGCGCAAAUGCGCACACGAAAUGACACCAGCGGCUGUUUUUGCCAUGUGGAGACCAAUGCGAGGCAUAUGGAGGCUGGAGAACGGACAGCAAGUGGGGCUGCCAUGGAGUCUGGGAACCAAACCUGUACUGAACGGUGCCUUGCAUAGUUGA